Molecule: messenger RNA, 12148 nt
Organism: Oncorhynchus keta (chum salmon)
Lineage: Eukaryota; Metazoa; Chordata; Actinopteri; Salmoniformes; Salmonidae
Product: neurobeachin-like
Exons: 59
Coding region: 275-9031 (2918 amino acids)
Biological process (GO): intracellular protein localization
Cellular component (GO): cytosol; membrane
Molecular function (GO): protein kinase binding
Source: RefSeq, a predicted model, not a curated record
AUAGCCCAGAGACCCUGCAGCGGUUGCGGCGCUGUUCAGCUUCAAUCUGUUCAGAUUACCAGAAGACGUCUGAGUACAAGGAAGGACACUGCUCGUUCUACACUCAAUAAAUUGUUACCAGAUUGCGGUUCCUAUUCGGGCACGGCAGAGAGAGUGGAUGUAAACAAUAUAGGGGUUUCCCUUUCGUCAGGUUCUUCCAGAAUCUUCUAUUUUGUAUCCUAAUUAAUUGAUGCAGUUGAACAGCGAUUAAAGCAGGUGAUAUCGAUCUGGUUGAAUGGACACGACAAGUGAGAGGCCGGCGGUGAAGAUGCCGGGAGCUGUGUCUCUUUCGGACCGUGAAAUCCCCCCGGCUCGUGGGCAGCAAGGGUGCUCUGGUACCGGGAAAAUAAUGGUAUCUGGCUCGGGUUCUAUGGUUCUACCGGGCGGGAUAAUCAACCCGCAGGUGCCCAUCCGGAAUAUCAAGAUGAAAUUCGCGGUUCUGAUCGGAUUGAUCCAGGUGGGGGAGGUUAGCAACAGGGAUAUCGUGGAGACUGUGCUCAACCUGCUGGUGGGGGGUGAGUUUGAUCUGGAACAGAACUUCAUCAUAGCGGCAGCGGAGAGCCUGGGCUGUGUAGUAGAGCUGUUGGAGCACUGUGAUGUGACCUGCCAGGCUGAGGUGUGGUCCAUGUUCACAGCCAUCCUCAGGAAGAGUGUCCGUAACCUCCAGACCAGCACUGAGGUGGGCCUCAUAGAGCAGCUGCUGCUGAAGAUGAGCUCCGUUGACGACAUGAUCGCAGACCUGCUGGUGGAUAUGUUAGGAGUGCUGGCCAGCUACAGCAUCACAGUGAAGGAGCUCAAAUUGCUGUUCAGUAUGCUGAGGGGAGACCGAGAACUCUGGCCGAGGCACGCGGUGAAGCUGCUGUCUGUUCUGAACCAGAUGCCUCAGAGACACGGUCCAGACACUUUCUUCAACUUCCCCGGACGCAGUGCUGCGGCCAUAGCGCUGCCUCCCAUUGCUAAGUGGCCUUACCAGAACGGCUUCACUCUCAACACCUGGUUCAGAAUGGACCCUCUAAACAACAUCAACGUAGACAAAGACAAACCAUAUCUCUACUGCUUUCGCACCAGUAAAGGAAUCGGCUACUCUGCACAUUUCGUGGGCAACUGUCUGAUCGUGACAUCGCUGAAGUCUAAAGGCAAAGGCUUCCAGCACUGUGUCAAAUAUGACUUUCAACCUCGGAAGUGGUACAUGAUCAGCAUCGUCCAUAUCUACAACCGCUGGAGGAACAGUGAGAUCCGUUGCUACGUCAAUGGUCAGCUGGUCUCCUAUGGCGACAUGGCCUGGCACGUCAACACCAGCGAUAGUUAUGAUAAGUGCUUCCUGGGUUCGUCUGAGACAGCUGAUGCGAACAGGGUAUUCUGUGGUCAGCUGGGGGCCAUCUAUGUGUUCUCUGAGGCUCUCAACCCAGCUCAGAUAUUUGCCAUUCAUCAGCUGGGAGCGGGCUAUAAGAGUACGUUUAAGUUUAAGUCGGAGAGUGACAUCCACCUGGCAGAGCACCAUAAGCAGGUCCUGUAUGAUGGGAAGCUGGCCAGCUCCAUCUCCUUUACCUACAACGCCAAGGCUACAGACGCCCAGCUCUGCCUGGAGUCAUCGCCCAAGGAGAACGCCUCCAUCUUCGUCCACUCACCCCACGCCCUUAUGCUACAGGAUGUGAAGGCCAUAGUGACCCACUCCAUCCACAGUGCCAUCCACUCAAUAGGAGGGAUCCAGGUGCUGUUUCCUCUCUUCUCCCAGCUGGACUACCAUCAACCCAACGACCAGCACAACUACCAGAACCAUGAGACCCAGCUGGAGACUACCGUCUGUGCCACCCUCCUGGUGUUCCUGGUUGAUCUGUUGAAGAGCUCAGUGGCGAUGCAGGAACAGAUGCUGGGAGGGAAAGGAUUCCUUGUAAUCGGGUUUCUGCUGGAGAAGUCCUCCAGGGUCCACAUCACUCGUGCGGUCCUGGAGCAGUUCCUGUCCUUCGCUAAGUACCUGGAUGGGUUAACCCAUGGAGCGCCACUCCUCAAACAGCUCUGUGACCACAUCCUGUUCAACGCAGCCAUCUGGAUACACACCCCCGCCAAGGUCCAGCUCUCUCUGUACACAUACCUGUCUGCAGAGUUUAUCGGCACAGCAACCAUCUACAACACCAUCCGUCGUAUUGGGACUGUGCUGCAGCUGAUGCACAGUCUGAAGUACUACUACUGGACCUGUAACCCUGAGGCCAGCAGUGGCAUUACACCUAAAGGACUGGAUGGUCCAAGGCCCACCCAGCAGGAGAUCAUCUCUCUCAGGGCUUUCAUGUUGCUGUUCCUCAAACAACUCAUCCUCAAGGACCGAGGUGUGAAGGAAGAUGAGCUGCAGAGUAUCCUGAACUACCUGCUAACCAUGCAUGAGGAUGAUAAUAUACAUGAUGUUCUUCAGCUGGUAGUGGCUCUGAUGUCAGAACACCCAGCCUCCAUGAUUCCAGCUUUCGACCAGAGGAACGGCAUACGGGUGAUGUACAAGCUGCUGGCCUCGAAGACUGAGAGCAUCAGAGUCCAGUCCCUCAAAGUCCUAGGAUACUUUCUCAAACACCUGGGACACAAAAGGAAGGUUGAGAUCAUGCACACACACAGUCUCUUCACUCUCUUGGGGGAGAGGCUGAUGCUUCACACUAAUACUGUGUCAGUGACCAUCUACAACGCGCUGUACGAGAUCCUGACAGAGCAGGUGUGUACCCAGGUCGUCCACAAACCCCACCCUGAACCAGACUCUACAAUCAAGAUACAGAACCCCAUGAUCCUUAAGGUAGUAGCGACCCUGUUGAAGAGCUCGUCCCCCAGUGUUGAGCUGAUGGAGGUUCGACGUCUCUUCCUCUCAGACAUGAUCAAACUGUUCAGCAACAGCCGCGAAAACCGACGGUGUCUGCUGCAGUGUUCAGUAUGGCAGGACUGGAUGUUCAGUCUGGGCUAUAUCAACCCUAAAAACCCAGAGGAACAGAAGAUGAUGGAGAUGGUCUAUAGCCUCUUCAGGAUCCUGCUCUACCAUGCUAUCAAGUAUGAGUGGGGAGGUUGGAGGGUCUGGGUGGAUACACUCUCCAUCGCUCACUCCAAGGUAACAUACGAGGCCCAUAAGGAGUACCUGGCUAAGAUGUAUGAGGACUACCAGCGUCAGGAAGAGGAGAACAUUAAGAAGGGGAGGAAGGGUCUGGUCAGCACCAUCUCAGGCCUGCAGGACCUCCAGGCCGGGGGCAUCCAGGGGAACAUGGAGAUCAGAGAGAUAGACUCCCAGACACAGACGCCGGAGAGCGAGGCCGACUACCCCGAGACCCCCAGCCACCCCCGGAACACAUCGUCAGAGGGGAAGACAAGGGAGGAGGGAGGGCUCGGGGGGACAGGGAGGACGGGGUCAGGGGUCAGAGUGGAGGUUCAUGACCUGUUGGUGGACAUCAAGGCUGAAAAGGUGGAAGCCACAGAGGUGAAGCUGGAUGACCUGGACCUGUCUCCAGAGCCGCUGGGCGUGACAGUGGGUGUGGCCGGAGGUGUUGUCUCUGAGGACAGGGGCGGGGCGUUGGUCCAGGUGGACUCCCUAUUGGACAACGUUUACUGUGCUGCUGUAGAGAAGCUAAGCAGCAGCGCCGCCAGUGGUGUACUGGUCCCCAACGCAAAUGUCGCCGUCGCGCCUGCCAACCACAACACUGGUCCCCUCAUCACCCUUGCUGAUGACGACAAGGAAAGUCUCCCUAGCAACAGCAGCCUCAUGUUUGGCCAGGAAGAGCCCCUGGUCCUGCCAAGUCCUGGUUCUAACCCUGAUCCAGACCCUGACCCCCCUUUCCCCCCGGGCCACAGCCAUGACCUGGGCCUGCUGGACCACAUGACUGGCAGCUCUGAGCUGGGGACCAUCGGCAUGGUCGGCACGGUCACUCCUGGUGGUCCGAUCAGCAGCAUCCUGGAGGAGGAGAGAUUUAAGCUCCAGACCACCCUGGGUGACGUCACCUCCAUGCCCAGGGAAGAGGCCUGCUCUAAUGGGUCAGAGUUCACAGAGACCGGGGCUGGAGCUAGGGUUGAAGGGUCUGGGUUGUCGGAGGGGGGCGAGCCCUUGGCUGGUGGGAAAGGUAGUGGGACAGAUGCAGUCAGCAACACCUCAGAUACUGAGAGGUCAGACGAAGGAAAGGAGGUUAAGAAGAUUCAGACCACUGCUACUACACAGUCCCUCCAUAGUCGUACGGCAGCCCAGUUAGAGCGUGACCUGCGUGUGGACCUGGGCUUCAGAGGGAUGCCCAUGACAGAGGAGCAGCGGCGCCAGUUCAGCCCUGGCCCUCGCACCACCAUGUUCCGCAUCCCAGAGUUCAAGUGGUCGGCCAUGCACCAGCGCCUCCUCACCGACCUGCUGUUGGCCCUGGAGACAGACGUCCACAUCUGGAGGAGCCAUUCAAGCAAAUCCGUCAUGGAUUUUGUCAACAGCAAUGAGAACAUCAUCUUUGUCCACAACACCAUCCACCUCCUCUCUCAGAUGGUAGACAACAUCAUCAUCGCCUGUGGAGGGAUCCUUCCUCUGCUCUCUGCUGCCACCUCUCCUUCUGCUGAGUUGGAGAACAUCGAGGCGACCCAGGGCAUGUCUUCAGAGACGGCGGUGUCCUUCCUGUCCCGUCUGAUGGCCAUGGUGGACGUUCUGGUGUUCGCCAGCUCACUCAACUUCUCUGAGAUAGAGGCUGAGAAGAACAUGUCCUCUGGAGGCCUGAUGAGACAGUGUUUACGACUGGUGUGUUGUGUAGCAGUGAGGAACUGUCUGGAUGUUAGACAGAGACAGAGGGACAGAGGGACCAACAGUAAAAGCCAGGACAACCUGUAUGGUGCAGCAUCUGCCAACAAGGACCCUGACAGACUUCUACAGGACGUCGAUAUCAAUCGUCUGAGAGCUGUCGUGUUCCGGGAUGUGGAUGACAGCAAGCAGGCCCAGUUCUUGGCACUAGCGGUGGUCUACUUUAUCUCUGUCCUCAUGGUGUCAAAGUACAGGGACAUCCUGGAACCACAGAGAGAGACCAACAGGAUGAUCAGCCAAUCAGCAUACAGCAUUCGCCACGAGAUCAACUCAUCUACCAGCACAAAGACCCCCCUGGCGUACCCUGACCAAAGUAAGGAGCCCCCCAUCCCUGUAGAGGAGCUCCACAUAGAGAGAGGCUGUCUGCCACACACUGACUCUGGCAUUGGAGAGGAACAGAUGGCCAGUGUGUUAAACGGGGCAGACUUGGACGCUUCAGGACCCGGGCGAGCUGACGCCAUGUCCUCCCUGCUCGGCAGCCUCUCCUCUGGGGAGAAGCAUAGCCAAGAGUCCCUCUUGGAGCCGCCUGGCCUGGAGGUCCUAAGGACCACCUCCUCCAUCUCCUCCAUCAGCCACUCAAACAUCAAUGUACGAAGAAUCCUGAAGAGCCUAGUGGCUGGGCCUGUAGAGGGGGUGGAACCUGGACCAGAGCCCCUCCCCUACCCUGAUCUUGCCGUACAGAGAGAGACCCAUUCCCCCAUGCUGCCCAUGCAGUUCCACUCCUUUGAUAGGAGUGUGGUGGUCCCAGUGAAGAAGCCUCCACCAGGGAGUCUGGCUGUGAACACGGUUGGACACGCAUCCUCCAGCAGCCUGGCAACAGGCUCCACCCCCAACAUCUUUGUUGCAGCCUCCAACACCCCCAAGAGCAUGAUCAACACCACCGGAGCUACAGACUCGGCCUCCUCUUCCUCCACCUCUUCCUCAUCCUUCGUCAACGGGGCCACCAGUAAGAACCUGCCCGCUGUCCAGCCGGUGGCGCCCAUGCCUGAAGACACAGUGGAAAACAUAAGUAUCACUACUAAGUUGGAGCGUGCGCUGGAGAAGGUGGCCCCCCUGCUCAGGGAGAUCUUUGUGGACUUUGCACCGUUCCUCUCUAGGACAUUGUUGGGAAGCCAUGGUCAGGAGCUGCUCAUAGAAGGUUUGGUGUGUAUGAAGUCCAGCACCUCCGUAGUAGAACUAGUCAUGCUGCUCUGCUCUCAGGAGUGGCAGAACUCGAUCCAGAAAAAUGCCGGCCUCGCCUUCAUCGAGCUCAUCAACGAGGGGAGAUUGCUGUGUCAUGCUAUGAAGGACCACAUCGUGCGUGUUGCCAACGAGGCAGAGUUCAUCCUCAACAGACAGAGAGCAGAAGAUGUCCAUAAACACGCUGAGUUUGAGUCUAACUGUGCCCAGUACACUGCUGAUCGGAGGGAGGAGGAGAAGAUGUGUGAUCACCUGAUCAGCGCUGCCAAGCACAGAGACCAUGUGACUGCCAACCAGCUUAAACAGAAGAUACUCAACAUCCUCACCAAUAAGCAUGGAGCCUGGGGCAGCCUGGCACAGAGUCAGCUGAAUGACUUCUGGCGUCUGGAUUACUGGGAGGACGACUUACGGAGGAGGCGGAGAUUCGUACGGAACCCCUUUGGCUCCACCCACCUGGACAUCCCCUGCAAGAUGCUGGACGACUAUGGCAGCAAGGAGGAUGAGUUGGUCAAGUCGAAGAAGGGGUUCCACAGCCAGACGGUAGCCAAUCAGAGCCCAGAGACGGACCUGAUGUUGGAUGGAGACGAUGACACUGCCAGUCUGCUGCAGGAGAAAGAGAUGGACAACCUGGCUGGCCCAGUGGUCCUCAGCACCCCGGCCCAGCUCGUGGCCCCGGUAAUAGUCGCACGAGGGAUGCUCUCCAUCACGACGACCGAGAUAUAUUUCGAAGUGGACGAGGAUGACCCCUCCUUCAAACUGCUUGACUCCACGGUCCUGGCAUACUCAGAGGGUCUGCAUGGUAAAUGGAUGUUCAGUGAGAUCAGAGCGGUCUUCUCCAGGCGAUACCUGCUCCAGAACACUGGCCUGGAGGUCUUCAUGGCCAACAGGACGUCAGUGAUGUUUAACUUCCCAGACCAAGCCACAGUGAAGAAGGUGGUCUACAGUCUACCCAGGGUCGGAGUAGGAACCAGCUAUGGCCUACCACAAGCCAGGCGUAUCUCCAUGGCGACGCCCCGGCAGCUCUUCAAGUCGUCCAACAUGACCCAGCGCUGGCAGAGGAGGGAGAUCUCCAACUUCGAGUACCUCAUGUUCCUCAACACCGUCGCAGGGAGGACCUACAAUGAUCUGAACCAGUACGCCGUGUUUCCCUGGGUUCUCACAAACUACGAGUCCGAGGAGCUGGACCUCACCCUGCCGGGCAACUUCAGAGAUCUCUCCAAGCCAAUUGGAGCAUUGAACCCGAAGCGUGCAGUGUUCUAUGCAGAGCGCUACGAGACAUGGGAAGAGGACCAGACCCCCCCAUAUCACUACAACACCCACUACUCCACCGCUAACUCCACCCUGCUCUGGCUGCUCAGGAUAGAGCCUUUCACCACGUUCUUCCUGAAAGCUAACAACAACAAGUUUGACCAUCCAGACCGGACCUUCUCCGCCAUCACCCGCUCCUGGAGGCACUGCCAGAGAGACACCUCAGACGUCAGGGAAUUGAUUCCAGAGUUCUACUACCUGCCGGAGAUGUUUGGUAAUAGUAAUGGUUACCACCUGGGCCAGAGGGAGGAUGGCAAGAUGGUGUGUGAUGUAGAGCUGCCUCCCUGGGCCAACAAGCCUGAGGACUUUGUCAGGAUCAACCGGAUGGCCCUGGAAAGUGAGUUUGUGUCGUGUCAGCUGCAUCAGUGGGUUGACCUUAUUUUCGGCUACAAGCAGCGCGGGCCUGAGGCGGUGCGCGCCCUCAAUGUCUUUCACCAGCUGACCUACGAGGGUUCCGUCAGCCUGGACAGCAUCACUGACCCCGCCCUCAGAGAGGCGAUGGAGAAGCAGAUUCUGAUUGUUGGACAGACUCCGUCUCAGUUGCUCAUCGAGCCACAUCCUCCUCGCAGCUCGGCCAUGCACCUGUGUUUCCUUCCCCAGAGUCCUCUGAUGUUCAAGGACCAGAUGCAGCAGGAUGUGAUCAUGGUGUUGAAGUUCCCCUCCAACUCCCCGGUGACACAUGUAGCAGCCAACACCCUGCCCCACCUCUCUGUCCCUGCCGCUGUCACCGUCACCUGCAGCCGACUGUUCGCUGUCAACCGCUGGCACAACACUGUCGGUUUGAGAGGAGCGCCAGGUUACUCCCUGGAACAGGCCCACCACCUGCCCAUAGAGAUGGACCCUCUGAUUGCCAACAACUCUGGGAGUAACAAGCGUCAGAUCACAGACCUGGUGGAUCAGAGCAUCCAGAUCAACACACACUGCUUCGUGGUUACCGCCGACAACCGCUACAUCCUGGUCUGUGGCUUCUGGGACAAGAGUUUCAGAGUCUAUUCCACCGAGACAGGUAAGCUGACCCAGAUAGUGUUUGGACACUGGGACGUGGUGACGUGUCUGGCCAGGUCAGAGAGCUACAUCGGGGGAGACUGCUACAUCGUGUCAGGGUCCAGAGACGCUACUCUGCUACUGUGGUACUGGAGCGGACGACACCACAUCAUAGGAGACAACCCCAACAACAGUGACUACCCGGCACCGCGAGCUGUGCUGACCGGCCAUGACCAUGAGGUGGUGUGUGUCUCUGUGUGUGCCGAGCUGGGACUGGUCAUCAGUGGAGCCAAAGAGGGUCCGUGUCUGGUCCACACUAUAACAGGGGACCUGCUGCGGGCCCUGGAGGGCCCAGAUAACUGCCUGUGUCCCCGCCUCAUAUCCGUGUCCAGCGAGGGCCACUGUAUUAUCUGCUACGAGAGAGGACGUUUCUGUAACUUCAGCAUCAAUGGAAAACUACUGGCUCAGAUGGAGGUCAACGACUCAACACGGGCCAUUAUGCUGAGUAGUGAUGGUCAGAACCUGGUGACAGGAGGAGACAACGGGGUAGUGGAGGUGUGGCAGGCCUGUGACUUCAAACAACUCUACAUCUACCCAGGCUGUGAUGCUGGUAUCCGCGCAAUGGACCUCUCUCACGACCAGAGGACUCUCAUCACUGGCAUGGCAUCCGGCAGCAUUGUGGCGUUCAACAUCGACUUCAACCGGUGGCACUACGAGCACCAGAACAGAUACUGAGGGUUACAGAGACAGAGAGGCAGUACAACAUGGCCACAGGUUUGGAGGACACCUGGACACUACUGUUAACCAACUACAAAGGUUAGCUGCUGUUAACUACCUAUACAAGAUAGCUAAUUACGGUAUAAGAGUUAACUAAUGCUAACUAACCUCACAGGUCAACUAACUAACCAUAAACUGUAGGAAUACAGUGGGGUCCACAAUUAUUGACACCCUUGAUGAAGAUUAACAAUAAUGACUUUAUAAAAUAAAUAAUUCUGAAACUGAGCUAUAUUAUAUGCUCCCAAAAGUGUGAGAAUUAUAUUAUUUUAUGUUAAUAGAAUUGCUUAGAGAAAUAAAUGUUGUUUAACAAGUUUAAAAAACUAUUCUCAAAAAGGUGGGAGUGAAAAUUAAAGCUCCCUAAAGAUUCUUAUAAAUAAAGUUGUCAAAAGUGUAGUAUUUGGUACCAUAUCCCUAGCAUGCAAUGACUACAUCAAGCUUAGGAUCCUACAAACUUGUUGGAUGCAUUUUCAGUUUGUUUAGGUUGUGUUUCUGAUUAUAGAAUGGUAGAAAUGAAUGGUAAAUAAUGUAUUCUGUCAUUUUGGAGUCACUUUUACUGUAAAUAAGAAUAUGAUACGUUUGUAAACAUUUCGUAAUUAAUGUGGAUGCUACCAUGAUUACUGAUAAUCCUGAGUGAAUAAUGAUGAGUGGGAAAGUUACAGAGGGUCAAAAACAUACCCCCAAGACAUGCUAACCUCUCACCAUUACCAAUAACACGGGAGGUUAGAAUGGCUUGGGGGUAUGAUCUUUGACCUGUGAUAAUGUGAAGUACCCAAAAGGGCCACUAGAUGUUGUGUGAUAGAUUACAUAAAAUCCUUAAAAGAAACCAAAAUGCUGGUAGUUUAUUGGUAAACUUUAAACAUGUCCAGUAAUACCCUCCCUUUGCAACCUAUAUUUAAAAAAAAAUAUAUAUAUAUAUGACUUGUUUAACAAAAUAUCCCUUUCUCUGAGCAAUUAUUUUUUUUGUUAUUAUACAAUAUGGCUCAGUAUUUGAAUGAUUUCUACAGUCAUUUUUGCUCAUAUUUAUCAAGGGUGUCAAUAAUUUCAGACCCCACUGUAGAUACUAAGGUCUAGAAAAAGACAGGUUAAAAUAUAGGUUAAAAGACAUGGAGAAAAAAUCAGUGACAGUUUCUUUCAACACUGAUUUAAAAAAAAUGAUUUUAUUCAACUGGUCAUAUUUAAAACUGUGAAAAAUACAAUAAACAAACCUACGGUUAAUAACGUUUAUACAACAUUUGUAUGUCAAAUACAUAUCAAACUUGGGACACUUUUCUAGGAAAAAAGGAAAAAAACUGUUGUAUAUAAGGAUGAUGGAAAGAGUUUAUUUCCAGAAAAGAUUUGAAAAGAACAAGACGUCUCCAUUUAGUCUCCAUUUAGUCUCCAUUUAGUCUCCAUUUAGUCUCCAUUUAGUCUCCAUUUAGUCUCCAUUUUGACAGUUGAACCAUAAUUCUCUGUUCCAAACCGUGACCUGACUCCCUGACAUCGUAUCUUAGAGUGCGUCCAAAAUGGUACCCUGCUCCCUUUAUAGUGCACAACAUUUGAUCAGGACUCAUAGGGCUCUGGUCAAAAGAAAGGCACUAUAAAGGGAUUAGCGUGCCAUUUGGGACGUAGAUUAGUUGGUUUGUAAUAAUGACUGAUAGUUGGUCUCCCAUCACAGUAGUCUAUUGAUGUAGGUGUCAAAAACAACAAAUUGUUCUAUGUUAAUUUGAUAAUGUGUUUACAUAUCUGUAAGGGCAAUUUCAGAAUUCUACGUACUGUGUGAAAUGUGUCCAUUGUAAUUGUAAUUUGUUUCUUAAUCACGUUUCACAUUAUUAACAGGAAAUAACAAUCCUUGUAAUGAUUUCCAUCCCAUUUGUUGUUCGGUAACAAUUGUAUUUAUAUUUCAACAAAGGCAAGGAUUUAAAAUGACUUUUAUUUACUUUUAAAAUGACUACCACAGGCUAGUCAGGUUUAGCACUGAAUUCUUUAGUUAUCAUGGUUUGUAUUUCCAGCUAAUGGAUUGAUAAGGAAGGCAGUGCAAGACAUCAGUUGUAGAAACUCUGGAUGAUAACUAUGGCAACUCAAUAUGAAAACUAUCAAUACCAUGAGUUUAUUAAAGCCUGCAAUCCAGACCUGUUUUGUACUACCAUUCCACUCAUUGUACUCUGUGUCAUAUGCCAAACAUGACAUGAUAUUAGGCAUGGCAAGUAGUGGAAAGGAAUGGAAUGUUAGUGCAAACAGACUGAUACCCAGGCUAAAUGAAUGGUUGGGGCAUGUAGCUAACCUAACCAAGAACAGGCUAUAGUCAUACAAAAACGAUUCUUCAUUAUUUUGAAUAAACAGAAAAUAUUACAACAAUGUUAAAUAUACCACAUGUGAGUUGACAGUAAGAUGAAAAGGAAAGAACUAAAUGAUAUUAUGCAAAGAGUUUGGAUUUGCAUUGUAAUGGUACAGACAGCAGUCUAGCUAAACCAGGGGCUCUACAUGCAGAGACCCACAGUGGCUGUAGUGUGGAAAAUCCAUCUUACUUUACUGGUUUGAUUCAUAAUAACCAUCCAUAUGAAUUUGACAUUCUGGGUUAAUUUAGAAUAUUUGACAAAUAUUUGUGUAAGGAGGAUUUAGCUAAAUAAAUGCAUUUUAUUUGUGUUGCCAUUAGCACUGCAAUUUGAUGUCAUUUUUUUAAACAACAUUUCUUAUUGCUUUCAAUUUUUUGGUUAGAUUUGUAUGUAAUAUAUUUUGUUGAUAUAAGUAUAUCAUAUGAUUUUACAAGUUAUUUGUAUUUAUCUAUUGUUUUUUGCUUAUGUUGCAAUUUCUGAGGUAUUUUCCUUGUGUUUGUUGGAAGCUGUUUUACAUUAAGCUCUGCCAAUAUAUACAGAUUGAUCAACUGUGCAAUAUAAAAUUGGUUUCCUUUUUGUUGUAUUUAUAAUAAAAAUGAAUAAAGCAAGCUCUUAUGCAGGUGAAUUUCCAUUCUUUAUAGCAGUCUAAACAUAUCUAGUACUAUGUUUACCUAAUAGUCUGGCAUAUAGAAUAGAGUAUGUAUAUGUAUUUUACUAAUAAACCCAUGCACUAAAAGUUAUCUCAAGAGUGGAUGCUCAACGU